UGGCAUGGCUGAUACAAAAGUGAAAUAGGCAAGAAGCGUGGAGGGCGAGAAACGUUUUGCAUCGGCUGCGGGGUUUAUGGGAUUAAUUUUUGGCUGAAAUAAGAGUUAAUUAAGUCUGACUGAUAUUACCGUGUUGAAAUCAACAACACCAAAAUGACAGUGGGCAAGAAUAACAAGAUGAUGCAGCACAUCAACUACCGCAUCCGGGUGAUGCUACAGGACUCUAGGACCUUCAUUGGAACGUUCAAGGCGUUCGACAAGCACAUGAACCUGAUCCUGUGUGACUGCGAGGAGUUCCGCAAGCUCAAGGCCAAAGCCGGGAAGACUGGUGAGCGUGAGGAGAAGCGCGUGCUGGGCAUGGUGCUGCUGCGCGGGGAGAACAUUGUCUCGGUGACAGUGGAGGGUCCGCCGCCGGCCGACGAGCGCGGGCCGCGCGUGCCGGCCGCCGGCGCCGGGCCGGGACCGGGCGCCGGCCGCGCCGCCGGCCGCGGAGUGAGCGCUGCGCCCACCGGACCGGCCGCCGGCCUCCAGGGACCGGUGCGCGGAGUCGGAGGACCCUCCCAGCAGAUGAUGGUGCCGCAGGGACGCGGCAUGCCGCCCAUGCGGGGACCGAUGGGACCCCUGCUCGGUGGACCGCCACGGCCCAUGAUGGGAGGUAUGGGCCCCGGAGGGCCGCCCCAGAUGGGCCGCGGAGGGCCCGGACCCAUGGGGCCCAUGCGGGGGCCGCCGCCAGGUAUGAUGCGUGGCGGGCCUCACCAGGGACGACCCUUCUAGACUACCCGCCGCCCCGUGAGCCCGUCAUCCGGCGUCAUCGAGACGUCAUCCGGCGUCAUCGGGACGUCAUCCGGCGUCAUCGUGACGUCAGAAAGCGUCAUCAUCGCCCACACCAGUGUCAUCAGUAUCUCAUGUGCUUUGGAGAAGUUCUCUACCGGUCGAAAUGCGCGCUCGAAAUGGUCGAUAGCAUACCUGUGAUCGGUCUCUCUUACUACCAUCACGUCAGUGUAUUUUAUCCGGGGUUCAACGCAGCGAGGUGGAUUUGAAUGCGGACGGUCUGCCGCCGGCCGGGCAGCCGUUUUAGCUGUGGAGUGUGGAUGGCUCUCUCAGUGUAAGGAGAGCCCGGUGUCUGGGCCUCAGCCUCGUGUUCCGACCAGAAGAUGGUUUGUGGUGGAAUACACUGACCUCGCUAA
This is a messenger RNA of Amphibalanus amphitrite, 1187 nucleotides long. RefSeq names its product small nuclear ribonucleoprotein-associated protein B-like. The transcript is spliced from 4 exons. NCBI's taxonomy places the organism in Eukaryota, Metazoa, Arthropoda, Thecostraca, Balanomorpha, Balanidae. Gene Ontology annotation, molecular function: RNA binding. Gene Ontology annotation, cellular component: U2-type prespliceosome; U2 snRNP; U4/U6 x U5 tri-snRNP complex. The record is from RefSeq and is a predicted model, not a curated record. Gene Ontology annotation, biological process: mRNA splicing, via spliceosome. Bases 154 to 774 code for a protein of 206 amino acids.